Messenger RNA from Penicillium soppii, 1443 nucleotides. RefSeq lists its product as uncharacterized. Lineage: Eukaryota; Fungi; Ascomycota; Eurotiomycetes; Eurotiales; Aspergillaceae. The transcript is spliced from 2 exons. Gene Ontology annotation, molecular function: acyltransferase activity, transferring groups other than amino-acyl groups. The record is from RefSeq and is a predicted model, not a curated record. Bases 1 to 1443 code for a protein of 480 amino acids.
AUGGACGAGAAGGCGGCGCCUUAUAUCCCAGAUGAUGUUUAUCCUUUACACGUUUUGGAUCACAAUCCAGUUUAUGUGGAUUGGGUGAUGCGAUUCAACGAUGUCCUUGACGCCGACAUGUUGAAGAAAUCGCUUUCCAGGCUCCUGGAGAUUGGCGAUUGGAGAAAGCUUGGUGGAAGAUACAGAUAUAAGCCGGACGGCAAAUUAGAAAUCUUCUGCCCUGGAUCAUCCGCAGGAGAUAGAGAAAAUGUAUCUUUUACGCACGAAGUGAUCGACUCGAACAUUCUAGCCCAUCCUGUGGCUAGCAAACUUCCUCUGAAAACCGACGGCCCGUCAGUCCAGACCCUUGAACCCAACUUUCGGCCAUUUGAUGGGAGGCUGAACUUCCCGAAGUUUGAGGAAUUGACAAAACACGAUAUCCCUCCCAUUUCCGUACACGUUACCUCGUUUAAUGAUGCAACUAUUGUUGCUCUUUCAUGGCCACACCAUCUGAUGGAUGCAAUGGGUGGUAAAGCUCUGCUGUCUGCAUGGUCAUUGGUUCUGGCUGGACAAGAAGAGGAAGUUCCUGAGGUGGUGGGCGCCCGAGAGGACAUUCUCAAAAACCCAGAGAUUACUGCGGAAAAUGACGAAGAGUUCGCGUUAGGCAAAAGCCGUAUGGGUGGUAUAGGCCUUUUACUGUUCCAAGUACGAUUCUUGUGGGAUUGUCUUUGGAAUGGAUCUCGUGAAAAGAAAGUGAUAUACAUUCCCAAGGAAACAUUCAAGAAAAUUGAAGAUCAAGUCAAAGAGGAUAUAGCUGCAAAUGUCAGCGGGGUCGAGACUGCUCCCUGGGUGACUGAGAAUGAUAUCCUCGUAUCGUGGAUGGGUCGAGUCUUCGCAACAACUGAACAAAGCUCCCGUCCCAUCACAAUCUUGAACUUCUUGAACCUUCGUUUCCGAGUUCCACUUUUGCUCAGAACGCCCGGUAUACUGCUACAGAAUAUCUGCGUUGGAACAUACACAUUCCUUUCUGCUGCAGUCGCUCGGGGCCCGGUGGGGCAGAUUGCGCUUGAAAACCGGCGCCAUACUGCUCAGCAAGGAACCGAUGAGCAAGGCCGCAGAUUCAUGAUGAGUAUAUACAAAGAUAUCGAGGAAGGCAGAACCCCUCAUCUCUUUUAUGGGCCCAUCACCGGAGUUGUUUUGCUCGUCAACAACGUUAUUAAGAUCGAGUUGAUCAAAACUGUCGAUUUCGCCCCAGCGGUCAUUCGCACGGGGGAGGACUCAAAGACCAGAAAAAAUCCUCUGGGAAGCAUGGUCAGCUACUACAACGCAUAUCUCGAUGGCAUGUAUGAUGCUCUGAACACAUUGGUGAUGUAUGGAAAGGAUCAUGCCGACAACUACUGGAUUGGCGGUGCUCUCUUGCCUAGGGCUUGGAAGGCCAUCGAUGAAGCACUGAAGAAGUUAUAA